Sodiomyces alkalinus F11 is the source of this 618-nucleotide messenger RNA. RefSeq lists its product as hypothetical. The transcript is spliced from 2 exons. The coding region runs from base 1 to 618 and encodes 205 amino acids. The record is from RefSeq and is a predicted model, not a curated record. NCBI's taxonomy places the organism in Eukaryota, Fungi, Ascomycota, Sordariomycetes, Glomerellales, Plectosphaerellaceae.
AUGAGAUUCCCAGCAAUUCUCGCGGCGUUGGUCGCCGCGACAUUCGUAGUGGCCUCACCACACCACGCUCAACUGUACUAUCAGCUCGUUACGGCCAGCGGCUCGCCCAAACCUAUGCGCCUAGCUGAAGUGCAGUUUGACCCUACGACCCCCGAAUCCGCCACCGUUCUGUCCUACGAUGCACCGGACCUACUCUUCGAGGCCGACGCCGAAACCGAAACGAACGCUGACCUCGACGCCAACCUUGUUCGCAUCGGACUCUACGACUCGAAGAAGUCGACCUGGAUAUCAUCUACUUCCGUCACCUCGGCAUCGACCUUCUCAAAGGGCUACUCGCCGCAUCUGCUCCUGACCGUCGAUACCGACGGCACGGUCCUCGGGGCUGCAGCGCGAGGCGUGCGUAUCGAUGCGGGCGUGACGAGGGAUUUCGGUCCCCAGGCCAUCGUCCAUGUCACUGGGAAGGGCAAGACACCCGAGGCGGGUAAGCCGGUUGUGUUGACGCCGGAUGGGAAGAAGCAUGUGCCGGAACAGGAAAAGUCGUUCCUGCAGAAGUAUUGGUGGGUUCUGGCCGUACUCGCCGUGUUGACCCUCGGGGGCGGCGGAGGCGACGGGAAGUAG